Homalodisca vitripennis (glassy-winged sharpshooter) is the source of this 5081-nucleotide messenger RNA. Its product is annotated as indole-3-acetaldehyde oxidase-like. Gene Ontology annotation, molecular function: 2 iron, 2 sulfur cluster binding; iron ion binding; FAD binding. NCBI's taxonomy places the organism in Eukaryota, Metazoa, Arthropoda, Insecta, Hemiptera, Cicadellidae. The record is from RefSeq and is a predicted model, not a curated record.
GGGAAAAGAGAAUAUAGACGGAGAGAGAGAGUGUGUGUGUGGAGUGUGAUGAUCGGCUGUUAUCACUAUCAGUCGAGUCUCCGCCAUUAUGGCGACCUCUUCCAGGUACGGUGAUAACUUUGUCUCGUUCACACUGAAUGGAAAGCUUCAGAAAGUAUCCUUAAUUCCCGGGAACACAUCCCUCAACACGUACAUCAGGGAGUUCGCCAAGCUGAAAGGCACGAAGUUCAUGUGUCGAGAAGGAGGCUGCGGGGUUUGUGUCGUCAGUUUGCAGUUUAAACAUCCUACCACUGGCCAGGAGAGGGUGGUCUCAGUCAACUCGUGCAUGUUUCCUGUUUACGCUUGCCAAGGAUUUAAAGUGACUACUGUGGAAGGCAUUGGGAGUAGAAAAAAAGGUUACCACAAAAUCCAGACAAGAUUGGCUCACUUCUACGGUACCCAGUGCGGCUACUGUACUCCAGGAUGGGUCGUUGCUAUGUACAGUCUGCUAGCGGCCAACCCGAAUGCUACCAUGAAAGAAAUCGAGGACUCCUUCUCAGGGAAUCUCUGCCGUUGUACUGGGUACAGACCGAUACUUGAUGCUUUCAAAUCUUUUGCUUGUGAUAAAAGCAGUCAGCUAGAGCAGAAGAUAGCAGAUAUAGAGGAUAUAAUGGGAAUAUGUCCAAAAAGUGGUAUCAUGUGUCAUGGUAAGUGCGGAGAUGACCAGAACAAGAAAGCCCCAUAUAACUGUGAGGACGGGUGUGAUAGAAAUGACUGUGACGUAGAGUUCCUAGAGGUUGCACUCGCCUUACCGUCACUGAAACUCGAACUCCAGGGUGGAACUCAGUGGUACAAAGUUUCUAAUGUAAAUGAGAUUUUUGAGAUCUUCCAGAUGAUAAAUUGUUCCUACAUGCUUGUUGGAGGGAAUACAUCUAAAGGGAUUCUGAAGUACAAGCCACCUCCCGAUGUCUACAUAGACAUAAAUGGAGUGGGGUACUUAAAGGCUCACACUUUCUCCUCAAACUACUUACACGUCGGAGCAAACACCACCCUGUCAGACGCCAUCGUACUGUUCAACGCUGUGUCGGUGGAGAACCCCGGAUAUUUCUCUUACCUAAAGCAGCUGGCCAAACAUAUCUGCAAAGUUGCUAACACGCAUGUUAGAAAUGUGGGGACCAUCGCUGGCAACCUGUCUAUAAAACAUGAGUGCAGAGAGUUUCAGUCAGAUAUAUUUUUAAUACUUGAAACUGUGGGCGCUAGAGUAUCAGUUAGAGCAGAUAAUGAGCAAAUCACGCUGCUGUCGCUGACGGACUACUUAGAGACUGACAUGAACAAAAAGGUGAUUCUGCAGAUAGUAUUACCUCCACUAAAUGCCCUGACAUAUAUCGUAAAAACCUACAAGAUCGCGCCAAGAGCUCAAAAUGCUAUAGCCGACGUCAACGGAGGGUUCAAGUUUUGUGUGAAAAAAGAAGACGGGUUUUCGAGUAUUAGAACGACCGAGUAUACUGUUUGGUGGCAUAAAUCCUCGCUUUACCCAUGCUUAUAUGACAGAACCUUCUACAACGGUAAACGAUUGAUGGACGAAUCUACAUUACAGGCAGCUCUCAAUAUUCUUUGCAAAGAAGUGCAGCCAGAUUACAGACUGCCGGAUACGAAACCGCAAUACAGGAGAGGCCUCACUCUGGCUCUGCUGUACAGGGUAGUCUUGAGCCUGUGCCCCAACAGUGUGAGGCCUCAGUUCCGUAGUGGAGGAAUGGACAUCACGAGGCCAUUGUCUUCAGGCAAACAGGAGUUUGACACUGACAGUUCUAGACCUCCUCUCUACCAACCGUUUCCAAAACUGGAAUCGUUAAUCCAGUGCUCUGGGGAAGCUGAGUACGUGUACGAUAUUCCAACAAUAGGAUGUGAAUUGUACGCCGCCUUCGUCAUUACUAAACAUGGACCUGCGACUCUCCAGGGACUGGAUCCUUCUAAGGCCCUUAUGUUACCUGGUGUGGUAGCUUUCUUUUCGGCCAAGGAUAUUCCUGGAGAAAACACAUUCACACCCCGGCCACAGUUUUUCUUUCCGGACAAUGAGCUGGUGUUUGCUGAUAAGGAAAUACUGUUUGCUGGCCAGCAAGUUGGCAUAAUAGUGGCCAAGACUCAAGAACUCGCUGACUUGGCCGCAGAACUAGUCCUGAUUCAUUGUAAGGACAAGAAGAGGCCAGUUCUUGAUGUUCGUGAAGCUGUGAAGAAUCAGGACACCUCAAGGAUUUUUCUCAGUUUUACUAAACCACCGAUUCCAACACCUGCUGUCUACAAAAUAGUGAAAGGAGAUUUUAAAAUGGAAUCCCAAUAUCAUUUCAUGAUGGAAACUCUGACUUGUGUGACAUAUCCAGCAGAGGAUGGUGGACUGGACAUCUACUGUGCAACUCAAUGGCAACAACAAGUUCAGGAGACAGUUGCACUACUAUGUAACAUCCAAGAAGCCAGGAUGGUGGACUGGACAUCUACUGUGCAACUCAAUGGCAACAACAAGUUCAGGAGACAGUUGCACUACUAUGUAACAUCCAAGAAGCCAGGUGAGAUUACUGACUUCUGUGACAAACCAUGCAGAGGAUGGUGGACUGGACAUCUACUGUGCAACUCAAUGAGGAUGGUGGACUGGACAUCUACUGUGCAACUCAAUGGCAACAACAAGUUCAGGAGACAGUUGCACUACUAUGUAACAUCCAAGAAGCCAGGUGAGAUUACUGACUUGUGUGACAUACCAUGCAGAGGAUGGUGGACUGGACAUCUACUGUGCAACUCAAUGAGGAUGGUGGACUGGACAUCUACUGUGCAACUCAAUGGCAACAACAAGUUCAGGAGACAGUUGCACUACUAUGUAACAUCCAAGAAGCCAGGUGAGAUUACUGACUUGUGUGACAAACCAUGCAGAGGAUGGUGGACUGGACAUCUACUGUGCAACUCAAUGAGGAUGGUGGACUGGACAUCUACUGUGCAACUCAAUGGCAACAACAAGUUCAGGAGACAGUUGCACUACUAUGUAACAUCCAAGAAGCCAGGUGAGAUUACUGACUUGUGUGACAUACCAUGCAGAGGAUGGUGGACUGGACAUCUACUGUGCAACUCAAUGAGGAUGGUGGACUGGACAUCUACUGUGCAACUCAAUGGCAACAACAAGUUCAGGAGACAGUUGCACUACUAUGUAACAUCCAAGAAGCCAGAGGAUGGUGGACUGGACAUCUACUGUGCAACUCAAUGGCAACAACAAGUUCAGGAGACAGUUGCACUACUAUGUAACAUCCAAGAAGCCAGACAUCCAAGAAGCCAGGUGAGAUUACUGACUUGUGUGACAUACCAUGCAGAGGAUGGUGGACUGGACAUCUACUGUGCAACUCAAUGGCAACAACAAGUUCAGGAGACAGUUGCACUACUAUGUAACAUCCAAGAAGCCAGUAUAAACAUGAAACUUCGGCGUUUGGGUGGAUCUUACGGCGGAAAACUGACAAGAGGAGCCUUGGUCGGAGGAGCUUGCAGCCUGGCUGCGUACCUGCUACAGACACCGGUCCGUAUGGUGGUUAAACUGGAGACAAUGAUGGAAGCUCUUGGCAAGAGAUAUGCUACUUGUUUUGAUUAUGAGGCUGGAGUGAACGAAGAAGGAGAGAUUCAAUAUUUGAACACCAACAUAUACGAGGAUAACGGCUCAGCUCUCACUGACCCUGUUACUCUUAUAUUACUAGUUCCAUCAUUCGCGAAUGUGUAUGACCAAAGAGCCUGGGGGACAAAAAUAUAUGAGGUAUUGACUGACAAACCCUGCAAUAUAUGGGCUAGAGCACCAGGCACAUUAGAAGGAGUAACUAUGGCUGAACAAAUAAUGGAACAUAUAGCACACGAGCUUGACAAGGACCCGCUGUCUGUCAGGAUGCAGAACUUGAACAGGGCGUAUCCUACCCAGGCUCUGAUAGAGAACAUAAAAGAAAAAUCAGACUACGAUAAACGUAAAGCUGCAGUGGAAGAAUUUAACAAGUGUAACGUGUGGAAGAAAAGGGGAAUAUCGUUGGUACCGAUGAGAUUUCCUUUGGAAAUUGCCUCCAACUACCACGCCACGGUCUCUGUGUACAGGAACGACGGCACUGUUGUCGUCACCCAUGGAGGAGUGGAAACGGGGCAAGGAAUCAACACUAAGGCUGCCCAGGUCUGUGCUUCAGCUUUCGGUAUAUUACUGAAAAAUGUCGUAGUGAAACCGACAGACAUAUUAACGUCUCCCAAUAAUGGAUUUACGGGCAGUAGUUACACCAGUGAAUCUGUUUGUUACGCAGUAGAGGAAUGCUGCAGGAAGAUCAAUAAUAGGCUGGAACCCAUCCGAAGUGAAUUGAUAGAGCCCACCUGGCCUGUACUGAUACAAGCCGCCUAUCAAGCUCAAAUCAACCUCAGCGCUUCGUGCAUGUAUUCCCCAAUACAGGACCCGAAAGCUUACACCAUUUUUGGAGCUACAGUCUUAGAAGUGGAACUUGAUAUUUUAACUGGAGAGCAUAAGUGUAUUCGCGUGGACAUUCUUGAGGAUACUGGCAGAAGCAUGAACCAAUUUGUAGACAUUGGUCAAGUUGAAGGAGCUUUUAUCAUGGGCCUAGGAUACUGGACAUCUGAGGAGUUGAUCUAUUGUCCUAGCACUGGGAGGAUGUUAACCAACAGGACACUGAAAUACGAGAUUCCAGGUGCUAAAGACAUACCCAUUGAUUUUAGAGUUUACCUUUUGAAGAACUCUGAUAACCCACUUGGGAUUUUGAGAACAAAAGCGGUGGGUGAACCUCCUCUGUGUAUGUCCAAUUCUGUGAUGUUCGCCCUGCGGCAAGCUCUCAGGUCUGUCCGCAGGGACAUGGGAUUGCCUGACUGUUGGUUGGAAAUGGAUGCGCCUUUUACAGGAGAGAAGCUCUUCUUGUUUUCAGAUAUCGACUCAGGAAAAUACCUUCUAUGAACUCUGAAAACCAGUAACGUUAAUUGUACGUUAUUUAGUUUUUAUUAAUGUUUUGAUUUGUGAGAAAAAUUAAUUUCAAUAUCCAUUUACCAUUUACUGUGCUUAUCAAUAAUUUAAUUUAAAUUAAAAUUCAAUUCGUAUU